GUUGGAAAACAUCUUGAUUAUCAGCUCCACAAUGGAAAGGAGGCGCGGCCAUUCGAAACGGCCAGCAACUAACGAAGAACUUGAGUGCUGGUCUCACGCUGCAAAGUCACUGUCUGUGCUGUCCAAUCUAUGUAUGGCCUCGUCUGCGCAGGAUGCUGUUGGGAGGGUCAAUCGACUUAUCCUCGCAUGGCCAAAUGACGAGACGCUGCCUGCCGAAGGCAUGGAUAGCGUCAAGACAGUCUAUAAGAAGCUGUCUUCUGGUCUUAGUGAAAUCAAAACAAAUUCAGAACGCGAAAUCAAGGCUAUGGAUGACGCUGUAGAGCAGAUCGGCGUCUUGAUUGCUCUGCGAAAGGCGUCAGAAUCUACACCCCCAGAAAAGAGAUACAAGCGCCCUCGCAUCCAUUCUCCGCCACCGACAUCAACGCCACCAACACCAGCGAUAGCAUCAAGUACUCGUGGAGCGUCCAUCCCUGUACAAACGCGAGGAUCCGUGGGCCCUCAAUCUACCAUUCCCUUCUCUCGUGAGCCUAAAGCCCGGAGAGAAGCUUUGAAUGCACAAUUGCCAUUGCAAGUUGGCAGGGUCGUCGCCUUCCACCCACCCGCAAAAAAUGACGUCGCGAAUGGUGACUCCGACGACACUACGUGGAUCCUCGCGAGAGUCACGAGGUGCAUCAAUCAAGAUAAGAAUAGAUACGAAGUUCAAGAUAUUGAGCCACAGGACGAUGGACAACCCGGACAGUGCUACAACACAACUCUCCGAGCCAUCAUACCUCUCCCCGAUCUCGAAGCUUCACCAAGUAAUGCGGCACACCUCAAUGCAUAUCGAGAAUUCCCGGUCGGGUCAACGGUGAUGGCCCUGUAUCCGGACACAAGCUGUUUCUACAGGGCAGAAGUCAUCGGGGCACGCUUUCAGGCCAAAGGUGAAAUCCCGGCAUAUAAACUCAAAUUUGAAGACGACGAUGACUUGGAACAGACAGUACAUGCGCAGUAUGUUGUUGAGUGGCCUGGAGCAUGAUCCUUUUUUGAAUUUUGGUCCAUGUUCGAGUUUUGUGGUUCUUGUUUUCCUGCUUUUGCUCUGCAUCUAUGGCAUGAUGGCGAUACUUAUUCUAGAACAUGAGUUGAAUAUCGACAGUCGGUAUCUUGGACAGUCUUGUAUGAUAAAUGUAGAGUCUUGUCUUUUGUAUGUUGGUCAUCAUCGUACUGUACGAGUUACUGUACGCUACGGAAGAGUUCCAUCCUGGCGUGAGGUUCG
Heterobasidion irregulare TC 32-1 is the source of this 1252-nucleotide messenger RNA. RefSeq lists its product as uncharacterized. Gene Ontology annotation, cellular component: SAGA complex. NCBI's taxonomy places the organism in Eukaryota, Fungi, Basidiomycota, Agaricomycetes, Russulales, Bondarzewiaceae. The coding region runs from base 32 to 1015 and encodes 327 amino acids. The transcript has 7 exons. The record is from RefSeq and is a predicted model, not a curated record.